AUGACGGUUUCUAAAGAUACACAUCAUGGGCCUUCCAAACCUAAAACAUCACCCAGUCCACGUGUUCCCCCAACUAGAGCAAGUCCAAAAGAAAGUCGGCAAGUCUCUUCCAAGCCCAGGGCAUCAACAAGUCCAGAUGUAGCACACACAGAACCUGAUGAUGUCUAUACACCUGAAGAUAUUGCCAGACAAAUUGACAUGGAUGUGGGAAAACCUUUGGAAUAUAGUGAUAUCUGGGAAAAGCCAGUUUCCGUAACUACAUCACCUGGCCCUCAGCAUCCUCCUAUACUUCCUGUGAAGCCAACACAAAUGCGAAGAAAACCUCUGCCUCCAAACACCGUGACUGGUAAACCAGGCAGUCCAGCUAAACCCCCUGGACCAACAAUACCUGUGAGGACAGGAACAUCAUAUAAGACUCCAACAGCUUUUGCAACUCCGGAGUAUUAUGUUGAUGCAACUGUCUUCAGCUCAAGUCCUACAUCAGAAACAGAUUCUUCAGGCAAACCAAGGUACCAAGCCCCCCAUGUCAAGUACAUGAAGAAAGACGAUGAUGUGCCUUGCUCUAUCACAAGCUCUCUUGAACAUUUUCCUCAAGAAGAAGCUGGCAGCAGGGAAGAACCUACUCGUCCUCCACAAAAUCCUCCAACCAACCUUACAGUGGUGACUGUUGAGGGCUGUCCAACUUUCGUCAUACUGGACUGGGAAAAACCAGACAAUGACACUGUUACUGAGUAUGAGGUUGUGUCAACUGAAAAUGGAGCAAGUGAUGGCGAAAAGGAGAAAUCAAUUAUCACUACAAAUCAAACUCAUUCUACUGUGGAAAACCUAAAACCUGACACAAGUUAUGAAUUCCACGUGAAACCUAGAAACCCUCUUGGUGAAGGUCCAAGUAGCAAUGUUGUGGCAUUCAGUACUGAAUCGGCGGACCCAAGAGUGAGCGAGCCAAUUUCAAUGGGAAAGGACGCUAUCUGGACUGAAAUCCCAUUCAAUUCAGACUCCUAUUCAGAAUGCAAAGGGAAACAAUACGUAAAGAGGACCUGGUAUAAGAAGUUCGUAGGUGUGCAGCUGUGUAAUUCUUUGAGAUACAAGAUAUACCUCAGUGAUUCACUUACAGGAAAAUUUUACAACAUAGGAGACCAGAGGGGCCACGGAGAAGAUCACUGCCAGUUUGUCGACUCAUUCUUAGACGGAAGGACGGGACAGCAAGAAGAUCUACCAGUCAAAGAUGGAUUUUUCAGGGCAGUUCGGCAGGAGCCCGUCAAGUUUGGGAAAAUAGGUGGGGAGACUCACAUUAACUACGUUCGCUGGUACGAGUGUGGAACGUCGAUACCUGGGAAGUGGUAGAUGCGACACGGACUUGGCGAGAAGGCCCAGCACGGCCCGCCCCCAGCCGACUGCCCCCGGCCGGCACCAAAGCGGCAAUGUUUAUGGUAUGCCCGGCACGUAGAUAAGUUUGCUGACGUGCAAGGGUUUAUGCAAGUCUAAUGCCAAUACUGCAUUCAUUGUGUAAUAGCGUAGGCUGCUUCCUGUAGUUACCCAGUUCGACAGAUUUUAGAUGUAAAAAAAAAAAAAAAUCCCAACCAGGCUAGGGACGUAUUGUAGGAUAAUGUAUAGGGAAGCUGGCUCCCUAUUCUUGAGGUACAGUUUAUGCGGUAUUUUAAGAGAUACGGUGUGUAUAUUAUUUAUCACAAUGGUGUAAUAAA
Messenger RNA from Opisthocomus hoazin, 1703 nucleotides. The record is from RefSeq and is a predicted model, not a curated record. NCBI's taxonomy places the organism in Eukaryota, Metazoa, Chordata, Aves, Opisthocomiformes, Opisthocomidae.